UCCAGCUGUCCCUCAGUCGGUCAGGAUUCCAGAGCCAAGGGAGAUUCACCGGAAAGGGUUUUAGUGAUAAAACAGCAAAUUUUGGGAGAAGAGACCACAUUGUGUGGUCACAUAAGCACCCAUCUGCCUAAUUUAUUCAGCAUUCAACCAUGGAAAGUGAACUAUGAGGUGUUGUGUAGCUGCAGAAGACUGAGCGAACCAUGGCACAGUUCCCAACCACGUUCACAGGUCCAGAUGUGUUUCUGAUCUCUGUGGACGAGAGAGCCAAACAUGACCAGCAGUUUCACAGCCUCUCUCCGACUGCUGGGGGUUUCAUCACAGGUGACCAGGCCAGGAACUUCUUUCUCCAAUCAGGGCUUCCCCCGCCCGUCCUCGCCCAAAUAUGGGCUCUGGCUGACAUGAACAGCGAUGGCCGAAUGGAUAUCCACGAGUUCUCAAUCGCAAUGAAGCUCAUCAAGCUGAAACUACAGGGUCACCCUCUGCCUCCAUCGCUUCCUCCCAGUAUGAAACAACCCCCGCUACCUUUACCCCCACAGACUGGUUUUGGCAUGCCUCCCAUGGCACCCAUCGCUACUCCUCUGCCCGGCGUGCCCCCGCUCCCCUUGCCUCCUCUUCCCGUCGGGGUUUCGCCCCCACUCGUCUCGUCUGCGCCGCCACCCCUCCCACAGCCCAUUGCCAACGGAGCUCCUCCCACGGGCAUAAUACAGCCCAUCUCAGGCUUCUCCCACCCAGCUCCCUCUUCGUUUAAUCGGGCCAGUACCAAGCUGCAGAAGGGCUCGUCCUUUGAUGCUGCUGGUGCUCAGCCCCCUGCUGACUGGGCAGUUCCUCAGUCCUCCAGGCUGAAGUACAGACAGCUUUUUAACUCCCAUGACAAGAUGAUGAGUGGACACCUCACUGGUCCCCAGGCUCGCACAAUCCUGAUGCAGUCCAGUCUUCCUCAGACCCAGCUUGCCACGAUAUGGAGUCUUUCAGAUAUUGACCAGGAUGGAAAACUGACAGCUGAGGAGUUUAUCUUGGCUAUGCACCUCAUAGAUAUGGCUAUGUCAGGGUUACCGCUGCCCCCUGUGUUACCUCCAGAAUACGUCCCACCAUCAUUCAGGCGUGUGCGCAGCGACAGCGUUCAGUCGGACCAGAAAAGCGUCCAGGAGGAGAUGGAGGAGGAGACGGAGACCAGCCAAGAUAAGAAAUUACCAGUGACAUUUGAGGAUAAGAAGAGGGAAAACUUUGAGCGAGGGAAUCUGGAGUUGGAGAAGAGACGUCAGGCCCUGCAGGAGCAACAGAGGAAAGAGCAGGAGAGGCUGGCUGCCCUGGAGAGGGAGGAGCAGGAGAGAAAGGAGCGUGAGCGUCUGGAGCACGAGAGGAGACGGCAACAGGAACUAGAAAAACAGCUGGAGAAGCAGAGAGAGCUGGAGAGGCAGAGAGAAGAAGAGAGGCGCAAAGAGAUAGAGAGGAGAGAGGCCGCUAAGAGAGAGUUAGAGCGCCAGCGUCAGCUGGAGUGGGAGCGUCAGCGGCGGCAGGAGCUUCUGACUCAGAGAAACCGAGAGCAGGAGAGCAUAGUUCUGCUCAAAGCCAGGAAGAAGACGCUGGAGUUUGAGCUGGAGGCUCUGAAUGACAAGAAGAGCCAGUUGGAGGGUAAACUGAAGGAUGUUCGGUUUCGUCUGUCGAAUCAGAGGAAAGAGGUGGAGCAGACGAACCAGACCCGAGAGACGCGCAUCACUGAAAUCACGCUUUUGCAACAACAGCUGCAGGACUCCCAGCAGUGGUUGGGGAGGCUCAUUCCUGAUAAGCAGAGUCUGAACGAGCAGCUGAAACAGGUUCAGCAGAACAGUCUGCACCGUGAUAGUCUUUCGUCCCUGCAGAAGGCUGUCGAGCAGAAAGAGAUGAGCAGACAGCAGCUCAGAGAGCAGCUUGAUGCUGUGGAGAAAGAGACGAGGGCCAAACUGCUAGAAAUAGACGCUUUCAACACUCAGCUGAAGUCUCUGUGUGAGUUCUAUGCCAACCACUGUGCCAGGAUAGAUGCCCUGCGACGCCAGCUUCAGGAGGAACAGAGAGGGAGACAGGAGCUGAGGGAGAUCCACACCCGGCAGCAGAGACAGAAACAGAAGGAACUGGAGGGAGACACACACACACAGACACACACACAGUCUCACAUACACACCCCGAGCGAGAGGAAGUCCGCUGAGCUGCAGGAGGGCAGGUUGUCGUCAGAGGAAGGUGCCGCCUGGAAGGAGGAAGCAGGAGGCUCUGCUCCACAAGCUCCAAGCCCCGCCUCCGUUCCUGCAUCACACGCAUGGCUAAACAGAGUGACGCAGGAAGAGGAGGAGAGGAAAAGGAGAGGGAUGGAGGAGGAGCAAGAGGUCAGGAAGGGAGCAGGAUCGACAGAAGAGAAGGAGGAUGAGGGAAGAGGCAAGAAGGAAAUGCAGGACAAACUAAACAAGCUUUUCAGCCAGCCGGCUGACCCCUGGGCGUCAGCAGUCACAGUGGAAAAAGCUCCCGGUCCCAGUUUAUUUGACCAGAAGGCUUCAGCCAGCGCCUUCGACCAGCAGCAGCAGCAGCCGGUGAAGGUGGUGUACUACAGGGCUCUGUAUCCGUUCGACGCUCGUAGCCAUGAUGAGAUCAGUAUCACUCCCGGAGAUGUUAUUAUGGUGAAGGGGGAAUGGGUCGAUGAGUCGCAAACAGGUGAGCCCGGUUGGCUGGGGGGUGAGCUCAGAGGACGGACCGGUUGGUUUCCUGCCAAUUAUGCAGAGCGUAUACCUGACAGUGAAGCGCCAAUCACGCUGCGCUCCACAGUCUCAGCCACAACCUCCUCAACCCAGCAGCCGAUGACUACGCCCCCUCCCGCCCCAGGACACACCGCCUCCUCCACCACGUCCUCUUCUAACAGCAACUGGGCGGACUUCAGCACAACCUGGCCCUCAAACACAACCAGCCAAUCAGACAGCGAGGGCUGGGACGCGUGGCCCACCUCUUCGGCCAGUCAAAAUCCAUCUCUGAGCGUUCCCUCGGCACAGCUGCGGCAACGCUCUGCCUUCACUCCCGCCACCAUGACGACGGGUUCCUCUCCGUCUCCCGUACUGGGACAGGGAGAGAAGGUCGAGGGUCUUCAGGCUCAGGCCUUGUAUCCCUGGAGAGCCAAGAAGGAGAACCACCUAAACUUCAACAAAAACGAGAUAAUAACAGUGUUGGAGCAGCAGGACAUGUGGUGGUUGGGUGAACUGCAGACCGGACAAAGAGGCUGGUUCCCCAAAAGUUACGUGAAGCUCAUCUCCGCCACCAUGACGGCUCCCCCUGGUGUUCCAGCAACAGCAGCACGCAGCAAAAACACUAAUGAAACAGGAGCAUCGGAAAGCCCGCCCAAUGGAAAACGCCCCUCCCCCUCCCCAACAAAGCCUUCAGAGUCGGGUGAAGAAUACGUGGCCAUGUACACCUACGAGAGCAAUGAACAGGGGGACCUGAGUUUCCAGCAAGGGGACAUCGUCGUGGUGACGAGGAAAGAAGGCGAUUGGUGGACGGGGAUGGUCGGAGGAAAGACUGGAGUCUUUCCAUCCAACUACGUCAAACCACGGGACUCCACAUCAGAGUCACUGGGAACAGCAGGGAAGACGGGAAGCCUUGGGAAGAAACCAGAGAUCGCUCAGGUGAUCGCCCCCUACAAUGCUACAGGAGCAGAGCAGCUGACUUUAGCCCCAGGACAGCUCAUCCUCAUCAGGAAGAAGAACCCAGGGGGCUGGUGGGAGGGCGAGCUCCAGGCUCGAGGGAAAAAGCGCCAGAUUGGUUGGUUUCCAGCCAAUUAUGUGAAGUUGCUGAGUCCCAGCACCAGCAAGACGACGCCCACAGAGCCCACACCUCCUAAACUGGCCCCUGCCAGCACAGCUCUGUGUCAGGUGAUCGGCAUGUACGACUACGUGGCGCAGAACGACGACGAGCUGGCCUUCCAGAAGGGUCAGGUGAUCACAGUGCUCAACAAAGACGACUGUGAUUGGUGGAAAGGAGAGCUCAAUGGGAGAGAGGGUCUGUUUCCUAGCAACUACGUCAAACUCACCACAGAUACUGACCCAAGCACGCAGUGGUGCGCUGACCUGCAUCUGCUGGACAUGCUGAGCCCCAUGGAGAGGAAGAGGCAGGGGUACAUCCACGAGCUGAUCGUCACCGAGGAGAACUACGUCAACGACCUGCAGCUCGUCACGGAGAUUUUCCACAAACCUCUGCUGGAGUGCGAGCUGCUGACAGAGAAGGAGGUCGCCAUGAUCUUCGUGAACUGGAAGGAGCUCAUCAUGUGCAACAUCAAACUGCUGAAGGCUCUGAGAGUGAGGAAGAAGAUGUCGGGCGAUCGGAUGCCUGUGAAGAUGAUUGGUGACAUCCUGACCAACCAGCUUCCUCACAUGCAGCCGUACAUCAGGUUUUGUUCGUGUCAGCUGAACGGAGCCACGCUCAUCCAACAGAAAACCGACGACAACCCCGAGAUCAAAGACUUCCUCAAGAGGUUAGCCAUGGAUCCCCGGUGUAAGGGAAUGCCUCUGUCCAGCUUCCUGCUCAAACCUAUGCAGAGAGUCACGCGCUACCCUCUCAUUAUCAAAAACAUUUUAGAAAAUACUCCAGAGUCUCAUCCAGAUCACAGCCACCUGAAAGCAGCUCUGGAGAAAGCAGAGGAGCUGUGCUCGCAGGUGAACGAGGGCGUCAGGGAGAAGGAGAACUCGGAUCGCUUGGAGUGGAUUCAGGCUCACGUUCAGUGUGAGGGCCUGUCAGAGCAACUGGUGUUUAACUCAGUCACCAACUGUCUGGGUCCCAGGAAGUUCCUCCACAGCGGGAAGCUGUUCAAAGCCAAAAGCAGCAAAGAGCUCUACGGCUUCCUGUUCAACGACUUCCUGCUGCUCACACAGGUGACCAAACCUCUGGGCUCGUCAGGCUCGGACAAAGUCUUCUCUGCAAAGACGCACCUGCAGUACCGCAUGUACAAGACGCCAAUCUUCCUAAAUGAGGUGUUGGUGAAGCUGCCGACAGACCCGUCGGGAGACGAGCCUCUGUUCCACAUCUCCCACAUAGACCGAGUUUACACGCUGCGAGCCGAGAGCAUCAACGAAAGGACGGCGUGGGUUCAGAAAAUCAAGGCAGCUUCAGAGCUGUUCAUAGAGACGGAGAAGAAGAAGCGGGAGAAAGCAUAUCUAGUACGUUCCCAGAGGGCUACAGGUAUCGGGAGACUGAUGGUCAACAUUGUGGAGGGAAUUGAGCUCAAACCCUGUCGCUCCCACGGAAAAAGCAACCCGUACUGCGAGGUGACCAUGGGCUCCCAGUGCCAUAUCACAAAAACAUUACAGGACACUUUGAAUCCAAAGUGGAAUUCCAACUGUCAGUUUUUUAUUAAGGACCUGGAACAGGACGUCCUCUGUAUCACUGUGUUUGAACGAGACCAGUUCUCGCCUGAUGAUUUCUUGGGCAGGACAGAAAUCCGGUUAGCGGAAAUAAAGAAGGACCAGGGCUCUAAAGGACCAAUCACAAAGAGGCUGCUGCUCCACGAGGUUCCUACGGGAGAGAUCGUCGUUAGGCUCGACCUUCAGCUGUUUGAAGAACCGUGAAACCUGGACGGGGCCACGGCGGACUGGACUGGCCCAAAAAGAACCUGUAGGAGAUGAUGGUUUGGACUGGACAGCUUAGAUGGAUUAGACUGGACUGGACAACUGGACUGGUCUCAAAUCUUUAUUUCUCCGCGUGUACGUCUGAGAGAAAGGAUCAGUUAGCUAAGGGUACAAUGAUGCCAUUACUAAACAUCUUCAAGUUUAAAACAAAAAGGAAUAACUUCAUGAAUUACCAGCUGGAGAAAGGACCUUCACAUACACACAAAAGCCAAAGUGGCUGAAAAUGUGUGUAACUCCAUUUCAGCUCCUAAACAUUAAAGAUAAGCAGCAGUUAGGGUCACCAUGGCAAUCCUGAGCACGCCUCUUGAAAAACACAUCACCGCCUCCAGUCUGUGCCUCCUAUCGACCUGCUUACACACCAUGGCUGCGGCAAGAAGACUCCACAGCGUUUCUGUUUCUGUCAGAACAUCUUGAUCAGAUUUCCAUUCGAUUCUGUGCAGCAGGCGGAGCUCCUGUGAGUCUGAGGCCUCCAUAGUCAAAAGAUAGAGCAGACACAUGAUCCCAUGUUCUGCUUAUAGUCUGGAUCAGCUCUAGUGGGCUUGGUGUUAGAUUACAGAGAGGGUUUUUAGAAGAACUUCCCCCCUCAGUCGAGAUGAACAUUACGCCCAUUCAUCUGACUGAGAUUGCAUUAAUAUAUGUGAAUAAUACAAAUAUUAAUGCAUUUUUAGCCACUAAUAAUAAUAUACAGUAUGCUGGGAUUUUUGCUUUGCAGCAAUCACACCAAAUAUGUGACACACUGAUAUAAAAAUAGAGAUGAAGUGGACUGGGAUCAUAAAAAGUUGGUAUGAGAUUCUUAUCAUUUCUGGCUUAUUCAUUUCAGUGGAGAGGGUAAAUAAAGAGCUCAACAUCCAAAUGAGAUUUAUAGAUUUUAUUCAUCUAAAUCUAAAUUUGUGUGGAGUUUUUAAAUGUCACAUACACGUUCACGUCUUAAAUCUGGUGUGCUGGUGCUUCCGUGGUUAGAGAUUGGACCGUUUCAGCAGGUCUGUCCUGUGAUCUGACAUUUCAAGAAGCAGCUCGACGGGUUUUCUAAUCUGCAAAUGGUUCUCAGUCAUGUUGGUACCACUGAGAAGUGAAAAUCCGAGACCUGGUCCAGUCCAGUCCAGUCUGCUUGUGCCCCCUCCCUCCUUCAGGACCGGUCCACGUCAGUAUUUAGUCGAGUCUUGGAGAAGAUCAGUCAGGUCUUUACUGUCUCCUCUCCCUCUGCUUCAUCCAGACAGUCUCACAAACACUCCAGCGACAAUCCCAGCCCUCCUUCUUUGUCCAACCAAACCCAGACCUUUAUGUGAGAGAGUGUGUUUGUGUGUCUGUGAGAGUGUGUGCGUGUGUGUGAGGCAGACGGCCGAUGCGAAUGACGGUACGAGUGUAAAGGUGGACAGGCUAACUAAAAGCACGGUUCAGUCUCCAUGCAUUUUUACACAGUCUCUCAGAGUCUUAUGAUCAACUCUUUGGGCUUCGGCUCAUGUGAGGGGACAUUUUUUAUAAUUUCGCUCAGUUUGGACGCUCACUGAACGCUCGCCACGUUAUCUCAGAAAGUGCUAAAUAUGUACAGGUUAAAUGAGAAAUCCUAACGAUGCAAAAUAAGCUGAAGAUAUAGAGACCCUGAUAUAUGACUGGUGUAAAUACAUUACAGACAAGAUGUCCCCUUCACAUGCGUCUGCGGUAAUAAUGCUGAUAAUAAGACAGGGAACAGGCGUGAAAGCUGAUUUAAACUGAGGUACUGUAACGAAGAAUGUCUUAACUGUUCAGGGUGUUUUUGUUUUUAUGUAUAUGUGGGGGGGUCGCAGAUUUAGACGAUUUCUGUCACACAUCUGAACUCUGACGUUAUGUUGCUGCUGUGUUGAGCUGUCACAGUGGCCGUCACUAUGCAGGGAGGGUAAACCCUGAGGGAUUUCGAGGGCCCGCCGCUGGACUGGGGCCCUCGAGCAGGCUCCGUAGGGCACAGAUGUAUUUUAUAGGAAUAGCAUUUUGACCAUUUUCACAGUUUAACCCUAUGAAAAGCUCAGAGUAGAAACAACGGUACUGUGCGUCGGCACUCCCAGCACUUUGAAAAGCAGAUUUUGGAGCAGAGCAGGACACGAAUCUCCUGAAUUUCACCCAGCAGCUGUUUUGGGUAAUCAGAGCAGGAAGUCUAAUAAAAAGAGGCACUCAAACAAUGUGUUUUUAUUAAAGUCUUAUCAUUUUAAAGACAUUUUAAUGAAGAUAAGCAAACUGUACUUGAGCCCAAAGGUGGAUCCCAGCAAAUAAAAGAAAGUCAGGAGUGAAUUUCAGAUGCAGUCGUUGGAUUUUCUUCUUAAAUGAAGAGAAUGUAAAAAGAAAAGAGUGAUCUGCACUGACUGCUACCAUUUUUGUUCAGCAUAACAACUUUAUAUUUAAAGUAAUGGCAAUAACUGUGAAGCUGUAAUUUGUGGACUGAACUUAUUGUCCAAACUAUACCUUCUUUCACAAACUGUCCCAAUGUUUCAAUUUCAAGCACACUUUGAAAAUGAAUACUUCUCUGAUCUUCCUCCUAAAGUUUCCUCGAGCUGAUUAUUCAAAACGGCGGCUGCGUUCGCCGACAAGGCCGGAAACAUCGCCUAGCUAGGUUGCUUAGUAAGAUUGUAGAUAAGUUAGUUAGCGAGCCACUCGGCCGGUUAGUAAAUCUAGUUAGGUGUUUUAAUUUAGUGCCAAGUUACAGUAAUGUUCUAAAUUACCACGAAGACAACAGUUACCUUAGUGACCAGCCACUGUCCAAUCAGAAGUCGGCGAGGCUCGGCCAGCUUCAGCAGCUUGACUAUGGAGGAAGGUGUGAACGAAUGUUUGUGUUUCCCCAGACUGAAGCUGAUGAUGAUGAUGAUGAUGAAUGAUGAUAAAGCUGUCUUACACCCCUCUGUACUGUCCUGCUCAGUACCCCUCUCGCCGCCUCCUCUCCUCACUGUACUGAAACUAACCCAAUCCAGUUUGAACCUAACUGUCUACCUUCCAGGUUGUGUAUAAUACUGCUGUUAUCUGAGAGUUAAUAUAUGAGCGAUAAAGGCAGCCUGCUGUUAAUUAUCACUGUAGAAGAUGAUGUACGUUGUUGUCUUUCGGUGUUCAGAAUAAACUUCAGUUGGACCAAGAA
Pundamilia nyererei is the source of this 8730-nucleotide messenger RNA. RefSeq names its product intersectin 1 (SH3 domain protein) (gene itsn1). The transcript is spliced from 47 exons. The coding region runs from base 201 to 5573 and encodes 1790 amino acids. Gene Ontology annotation, biological process: intracellular signal transduction; positive regulation of Rho protein signal transduction. Lineage: Eukaryota; Metazoa; Chordata; Actinopteri; Cichliformes; Cichlidae. The record is from RefSeq and is a predicted model, not a curated record. Gene Ontology annotation, molecular function: protein binding; guanyl-nucleotide exchange factor activity; calcium ion binding.